CCGUCAAGCGGCGGCGGUGGGAGUAACUGACUGUGGUGCCACGUGGAACGGUCGCGUCUCUUGCACUCGUAUCGGAGUCCUUCGACGGUACUGUACGAAUCGCCCGUCGUUGCUCUGUGCUUCUACAAUCGACGUUCCGCGCUUCUGAACCGAAAACCGAAAAUCCUGUACCGGAACGCAGCGGAAAUAAGUCAUACGCAGACAAACAGUGAUAAAAAGCCGAAAGGGGCAGAUUUUCCGUAAUAAUUAAUUGUUCAGGGCUUUUUUUCCUCCAACCACGAUGACGAACAGCGCUACGCAUACCAUUAUAAAGCAGCCUACGUGGUGGCGUCGCCGCACCGCCGCGGAGCGCAAGCUGGUGCUGACACAGACGGUGGCGCUCCUAGCUGCAGUUGCGCUCGCCGUCUCAGUGCUCGUGGUCGUCGCCAGGCGGCAGCACCAGCCCGACGCGACGAUGCUGGUGGCGUUUGAGUCCAGACAGAACGUGUCUACAGGAGCUGCCCAGGUGUCGGCGUCCGGGUCCGUCAACCAGAGCCUGCAGAAUGUCUGCCUCACGCCAGGAUGUGUCCGUGCAGCGUCCGAGGUGCUCAGCAAACUGGACCCAUCCGUCGAACCCUGUGACGACUUCUACCAGUAUGCGUGUGGCAACUACCUGCGCACCACUAACAUCCCGGAUGACAAGUCAGUAGUGAGCACCUUCUUGGAUCUGAGAGAAGAGCUCCAGGAGAAGCUGCGCAACGCCAUAGAAGAGGAGGAGACCCAAGCAGUGGUCCCCAGGAGCUUACAGCUGGCACGCAACCUCCACACCGCUUGCACAAACAAGAAACGGAUCGAGUCCCGCGGCCUGGAGCCACUCCAGAGGGUCCUGAAGGACGAGCUAGGCGGCUGGCCUGCUGUAGAGGGCGACUCUUGGGACGAGACGAGCUUUGAUUGGCUGCACAGCAUCUACCGCUUCCGCAGAGCCGGCUUCAGCAUCGAUUACUUCAUUAAGUUCCAAGUGAAACCUGAUGUGCGCAACUCCACGCAACAUUACAUGCAUCUGGACCAGGCAUCGCUGGGUCUGAGCCGCGAGUUCCUGCUGAAGGGUCUCUCGGACAAGCGGGUGGACGCCUACUACCAGUACCAGGUCGACCUGGCAGUUCUGCUGGGCGCCGAGAGGACACGCGCUGAGCGCGAGCUCAGGCAGUCUCUCGAGUUUGAGAUAGCUCUGGCCAACAUGUCACUGCCAAAGGAGGCUCGACUGAACCAGACGCGACUGUACAACCCGCGCACUGUGGAGCAGCUGCAGCGUGACUACCCGUCGGUGCCGUGGCUGGAGUGCCUGCGGGCGCUGCUGCCGCCGCACGUCACCGUUUCCGGCGACGAGGUGCUCGUCGUGGCCGUGCCCUCCUACCUCAAGAGCCUCGAAGCCCUGCUCAGCCACACUCCCAAAAGGGUGGCGGCCAACUACGUGAUGUGUCGGGCGGCCAUGUCUGCGGUGCCGUACAUGACGCAGGAGCUGCGGGGCCGCCAGUUCGAGUACCAGGCAGCCCUCACUGGCAGGAGGGAGCGCGAGUUCCGCUGGAAGGAGUGCCUCAGCAUCGUCACUAGACGCCUGGGGCUGUCUGUGGGCUCCAUAUACGUGCGCAGGUACUUCAACCGGGCGGCCAAGGAGGCGGCGCUCGAGAUGGUGGACGACAUCCGCCGCGAGUUCCUCCGCACCCUGCGCCAGCUGGACUGGAUGGACGAGGGCACCAGAAAGAAGGCACUCGAGAAAGCCAAGUCGAUGGUCGCCCAAAUCGCCUACCCAGACGAGCUGCUGGACGACAGGAUGCUGGACCACUUCUACGAGAAGUUGGAGAUCAACCCGACCUUGUACCUGGAGAGCAUGCUCAACGUGACCAAGUUUCUGACCAACUACUCCUUCAGCCAGCUGCGGCAGCCCAUCAACAAGACCGAGUGGAUCAUCCACAAGACGACGGACGUCAACGCCGCGUACGACCCCGUCGAGAACUCCAUAGUGAUUCCAGCGGGUAUCCUCCAGGGUGUCUUCUUCAGCGCUGACCGUCCCAAGUACAUGAACUACGGCGCCAUCGGCAUCCUAAUUGGCGACAGGAUCACAGCCGGCUUCAUCGGAGAGGGUCGUCAGUUUGACAAGAAUGGCAACCUGGUGGACUGGUGGGACCCUGUGACCCGCGACAAGUUCCUCAAGAAAGCUGAGUGCUUGAUCUCACAGUAUGGGAACUAUACCGAAGAGCAAACAGGCUUACAUCUGAACGGGGUCAACACGCUGGAGCGGAACACUGCGGACAACGGCGGCCUUGUGCUGGCGUACGGCGCCUACCUCGCGCUGGAGCGCCGCAGCGGCCGCCCGGAGGCGCGCCUGCCCGCGCUAUCCGGGCUCUCCCCGCGGCAGAUGUUUUGGGUGUCUGCCGCACAGAACUGGUGCUGCAAGUACCGUACUAAGACGAUGAUAGAGUUCAUCACCACUGGAGUUCACUCCCCAGACAACUUCCGAGUACUGGGCCCAUUCAGCAACCGGCCCGAGUUUGCCGAGGACUUUGCAUGUCCUCUCGGCUCCCGCAUGAACCCGCUGGAGAAGUGCCAGGUGUGGUGAAGAGUCCAGCAGAGGUGCCGGACUGUCGGAAGCCUGAUGCUGACAACCGGCUGGAGCCGCUGCCAGCCACACACGAAUAACGACAGAGCGAGAGGAAAUCUAUUGGCUCACACCCCAGCUGCAGAACUGUCUGUGGGGCCUUCACUGUGUGGGGCCUGUGAGAUAGCAGACUCGAAAGAGAGGAGCAGCUGCACUGAAAUAGGAUCGUCCAGAUCCUAUGGUUUCAGCACACGCUCAAUCGAAUUUCCAUCUGUGUGUGUCUGCGCGUUUGCACCAUAAUUACCUGCUCCUGUUUGGAGUAGAUAAAUAAACCUGUGUGCAGAAGCCAUUAGUUUUAUCCUAAGUGUUAAUCAAUUAUUGUAGCUACUGCAGUCUAUCUUACUAAUACUCCACAUUCAUCUAGUGGAAUUAUAUCAGUGGAAAAACUACACCAAUAACAAUGUGUUGUCACACAUAUGGUUUAAUGACCGCCAUCUUCAGGUGAGACGCUGCUGCUCCUGAGAACAGUUGAAAAUUAGUGCUAAACGCGCAAAUGUCGUCCCCGAACUCUACACGAGGCACGCAUCGCCCACCACAAGCGAUGCUCUCAAGACCGGACUUGUGGCGCCACCCUUAGUGUAACACUGGCGCCAAAAAUACGUUGCACUCGAAGACGAACCUCAAACUCUGAAGCCGAUCACACCAAAGAACAUUGUGUUUCGAUGCUGGAUAUCUCAGCGUUCCACAUCCCGCUACGAGAAAACCUUUGUUUCAAUUAAUGAAAUUUUCUGUUGACCUAAUUUCAAUUACCUUUUUAUGAACACUCUUCAAAAUCCAGACGUACCAUAAAAUAUCAGGGUAUCUCAGUAUUCUUCCUAAAUCUUUCAUUUCAACAAUUCUGCACUCUCCUUAACUGUGCAAAUCGACCGGCCGAUGUAAGCUUUCCCCAAAUGACCAAGAAUUUUGGGUUUUCCAGGAUUUCAAAGUCCUAAAUCAUCCUUUAUAAAGCCGAGUAGUGCCCUAAUCUUGAUAGGUAGGCGGAACACAUUCAUAAUAUGAGAUUUCCUUAAAGUGAAAUCUAUGUCGAAGCAUACUGAAUAUGUGCCACACAUCUGUCUUUCUCCUCAUGCAUCUCCAGGGAUGGCUCAAACUGCAUAGCCUGAUGAACCUUCUUCUCAGAGUAUCCAUUUUAUUUAAACACAGCCGCCAAAUGCUGCAAAUUCCUAGGUUAAAACUGGUGACUCGAAAACGCCGUAUGCUCUGCGUACUAGAGUUUUAACGACACCACGGCGUUGGUACGGCUGGUGGAAGUGUCAAUUUAUGCAGAUAGCGAUCAGAAUUUGUCGAUUUACGAUAAACGCUACGUGACAGAGUACCAUCAUGUUUUCGGUUAAACCCACACAUCCAAAAAAUCGAUGCUUCCCGUCACCUUCAAACUCCGUUUUAAAUUUAAUGCUGGGAGGUAGACUGAAGAUAAAUCAUCUAAGAACAUCGUGUAUUUUGGGCAAGACGAUAAAGAUAUCGUCAACGAAUUUCAAGAUGUGCACUGGUUCCAAAGCUGAAGUCCCCUAUGCCGUAUCCUUGAAGUAUUCCAUAAAUAAAUUUUGAUCUAUAGAAGAUUAAGGACUACCUGUAGCAACCCUGUCAUUCUGAACAGUACCAUUUAAUGAAAAACAUGUCGAUGUCAACACAUGACUACAAAGCUGCACUAAUUGCUCAUCGAGUGUUUCCCUAAUCACACUCGAGCACUCUUCCAAAGUGACAUAUGUGAAUAGAGCUACCACAUGGAAAUUCAUAAGUAAAUCCUAAAUGUCUAUGGAUGGCUUCGAGGAUAGGACAAUGAGCUUUGCAACAAAUGUGCUCGAGGAGACACUAUGCUGUAACCGAUUUAUGGACAAUUCAACUGUCUUCAUACAAGAACUAAAUUGGUCAUGGAGCCCGGAACUGACGAGAAGGUAUCGUUUUGGGACAUACUCGUUUACAAAAAUCAUGGUGGUACUCUGGGACAUAGUGUCCACGAAAAACCGACGAAUACUGAUAGUUACCUGCAUACAAAGAAUUUCCACCCAUUGUACCAAUGCCAUAGCGUGUUUAGAACUCUAGUACGCAGAGCUUAUAUUAUUUCCGACACAGACAGUCUAACACAAGAAGUUUGAGACUUGUGGCCGUGUAAAGGAAAAUGUGUACUGUGAGUUGCAAAUAUGGUGUCUGGACCACCGCCAGAAAUGCCUGAAGCGGAGCGUAGAUCUGUGGGCAUUGUUCCUUUGUGAUGCAAGUAUAGGCUAUCCUUUAACAGUGAAAUAAUUUUGAGGAGAUUUUACAUUAAGCGUGUGUACCGUCCACCCGUCAAGGUUAGGGUACUGCUUGACUCUAUUAAGGAUGAUUUGAGACUUAGUAGGUAUUGCACACACAAAAUUCUGUGUGAAUGUGGAAGGCUUACGUAGACCUGUGUGUUUUUGCUGUUCCGGAUAUGUGCAAAGAAAAUCGCCGUCACAAGGGGGUAAACAGCUGGAGAAGUCGGCAAUAGUGGAAAAUUAUUUAAACGAGAUACACGGGAUGAAAUUCAACGAUACGUUUUUGGGAACAGUGUUUGUAAGGAUUUGGUUGAGUUUAUGUUCACAGACAAUUUGAUCAAUGGUGACAAGGGAUUUUGUCUUAGCAGGAAGUGGAACCCUGUUUUACCUAGCAUCAAAACACAACGAUCUUAGGUUCCGCCGGCCCGAGAGUUUAAGAAUACUACUCGACUGCCAUAUACGAAUGGCGUCGGAGUGGUACUAGGGGCGGCAUAAAGAGCCAGUCAGGGGGGUAAGCUACUGUGGUGCAUGACGCAUGCACUGUGUAUAAGUCCGGCCUCAGGAUUAGCUUUCACUGAGACUCAGCAGCUGCUUUCCUGAAAAUGAGAGACAGUGGGUCCACGAAAUAUUGAGUCAAGUCGAUUUUGAGAGCCGGCAGCGAAAACCAAGGAUAGUACCAGUUUGUGAAAUUUCCAUAGGCAUUUAUUUUCUCUGCAUGUGUUAUUCGAGCAUUUCACCAGAGAGCAGACAGAAUUAUAUAUCAAUAAAUGACAGUUUCUGCUACCUUUCAUAUGCAAUGAACAAAAAAGCUUUUACCAUAUACCAUCUCAGUUUUUCGGUACUAUGUGUAUGAAUUAUGUGGGAAGGCUGCGCAAAAAUUAGGAGAUUACAAAUAUAUCAGUUACUCUCCAGGUAUGUGGCAGGAGGACUUGUGUGAAAAUUAAAGUACGAGACGUUCAUUCUUCAGGAAGGUGAAAACUGUCCAGUUAGCAAUUUUGCCAUAUUCGAGAGCAGCUAAUGCAUCAUGCAGACGCUGGAAUAUUUUUAAAUGUGUGAUGUAAUCAGUACUGCCUGCAAUUAGUGAGGGAUUUGAUCAUACCAUCUGCUGGUCUCGUUGAAGAUAAUCCUCAGAAGGCAUAACCAUAUUUUCACUCCGUUAAUGGAAUGUCACUUGUCACUGGGGCUGACGUGUUAGAUACGCUUCAUGAAUAGACAGAAGACGUCGUGCUGUCCACGACUAUCAUUAUUAUCUAGGCAAGAUAAGGCAUUUGUACAAAAGCCCAGUAAUAUCAUAUUUAAUUAUCAGCCAUAAACUUCAGGACGGUGUUAUGUCAUUAAAGUACUUAAUGGUGAUACUAGCAGUAGGUAUGAAGGGGACAAAAACAUGAUACCAGUAACGGGAUUGUCAAAUGGAAAACUGUGAUUUACUGUGACAGUUCUGCUGAUGAGUAAUGUAUUGGUAAUGAACAGCACAUGUAAGACACUAUUGCGUCCAUGUCUGGAGUACUCCUUAUCUCGCAGAUAUGACGGCAUAUGUCAAGAGAUAUCGGGAGACAUGUUUCCAGAAUCAUAAUAUACUAGCAACGUCUAUAGAGAAGUGCAACAGCUAUCAUCGAAGAACUUAACUGAGAAUCUGUUGUAUUCCAGAAUCUUGUUGCUAAUAUUUGAUGACCUGGUACUGGAAUAAGCAUAUGGGACGGUUUGUAAGGUACCUAAAAUGUGUUUUGUGACACGUGUAUCUAAUGUUCCGUGAUGAGUGGAAGCAAGGAAUCAAUUCUCAAGAAGAAUAUUUAAUGAAAGAAUACAGGUAAUACAUUCCUCAAGGUUGCACCAUGGGAUCUUGUUAAGAACAACAACGAUCGAAAUAUAAAAAUGAAUAAUUUAUUGAUUCACUCUAUGUAGUGUCAAUUUUAAAUAAUCAAAUAGUUGAAUAAAUGUAUAUUGCAGAAUAAUUUCGGUCGCCAGCUCAAAAACGAGAAAAAAUUAAACCUUAUUGAUGACUGACUUGUGUUUCAAAUCACGUAAAAUUGGGAGUUAAUAUGAAUGAAACAAGUGAACAAAAUACACUCAAGUGCGUUUAGACGAUAAAGAACCGUGUAACAUGAAUAAAACGACAUUCAUUUGGAAUAUGCAGAUAUUAUUUGUAGUUACAGCCACCAAUACUAGGUAAUGAUCAGGAAUACUUUAUGGAAACCAUGUUGAAUUACGUAACUCACAAAAUCGCUGUCUAUUGGAAAAUACGCAAAAUCAUGCCCCAAAAAAAUUACUGUUCCUUAAUGGUUACUUAUCAAAUGAAUGUAAUAAAUUGUUUCAUUUAUAGAAAUAACCAUUUGGCAGUACACAUGUUACGAGGGUAUAGGUAUAUGAAAUUAUCUGCAAAACACAACAUAAAAGCCUAAAAUUCCUUUGGCUGCCAUAGCGCCAUCAUACUUUUAUCAUUGAAAUACAAAUUUCUUUGAAAUAACUUUUCUUUUGGCUGAUUGUCUGCAUAGCAGUGCAACAUUUCAUGAAGAAGUAUAAUUACUGCUGCCUCUUAUUCCAAUAAUUAUUUGAAUGAAAUAGAUCCUUAAAAUUAGCUAGAUUUAACUUUUUUCAUUAUUUCUUCCACUAAUGAGUUUCUUGGAAGUACUGGUGAAAGUCUGGGAUCCUGCCUAUGGUUAAUGACUUGGUUUAACUAGCUUCACUCACAAGCUAAUGAUUUGAUUGAACAGCAUUCUAAUUUUCAAUAAACUGACUAAUUCACUGGCAAUCCUCGCACAAAAUAUAUAGUCUCCCCCCAUAAAAUUCUGUCAUUUUUAGACGAAAAUUACAUAAUAUAUUAUCUAGGCGUAUCAUCUGCUUUUUGGGUUUGUCAACUACACGGCAGAAGUUAAGAAGCCUUAACGUAUUUAGCAAAUGGUUCCCAUUUCUAUUCAUAAGCCCUAAGUUCAUAUUUGUACUACUAAAUAUUGUGUAAUCUUUGAGUACCAAGAGGACUGGUUCCUCCAGCAGUUCCACAAACAAAUAUCCUUGUAAUUCAGGUGGUAGUUUACCGAAACAAUAUAAUUUACUAUUUCGGCAACAUUGCAGGUGCAACUUCAAAUUUUGCAUUAACGAUCUUUGAUUUUUGACACAGGCAGAUAGCCAUCAUGUUAAGCACUUCUUCUACAGUAGCUGGUUGCCAGUCAUGAUGAUGUGGCUACUUGAAUUUAGUUCUUCAUGGCUAGACCAGUGCUCAUUUACUGAAAGCAUACUGUGGUUUAAGUAUUCCAGCCAAUGUUCAACUUUAUUGAUUAGUAGUUGAGAGACUCUAUAUCAGUAUUCAAGAAACCUACAUUAUGUAGUGUUCUAUUAGUGAAACGAAUUUCUUGAAACUCAGGUUACGAACAUUUCUUCUUCUCCUUUUUCCUUUUUUAUGUAAGUAGGGCAUUUUCAUGAUGUUUGUUAUCUUCAGAUCCAGUUUUUUCCUUGAAACUCUUUGCUUCUGAUUGGUCCCUUUUCCUUGGCUAAUUGAUUUGUUGAAGAGUAAUUAUGCAGAGGGAGUUCACUCUUUUGGUCUGUGUACAAAGAAUUCUCACGCCGUACCUGUGGAUCUGUGGACGGAGUGAGCUGCGAUCUUAUUUCUGGUCCCCCCUCUUGUGCUCCUUGGUUCCAGCCUGUAGUUAAAGUACUGCUGUCGCUAGUGCUGGUGGUGCUUCUCCUGAUACUAUUGUUGGUAUUUCCAUUACUGAUGGAGUGGCCUCGCCGUUUUAUGAAGUUAACAUAAAAUUGCGCACAUAAUUUCAAUAAUUUGUUUUAUUUUGGAGCUUAGGAACAUUCUACCACGAAUACGUAAAAGCAUACCGAGCCUUGUGAAUCAUUUCCUUUGCACUAAUUCCAUGUCUAGAAAGUGUGUUUCUCCAUGCUUAACAUAUUUUAAGAAAUUGCCAGUUGGCCUUAAUAGUUUCUGGAGGGAUGACUGUGUGAAGUUGUAUUUGUGCAGUGUUCCUGUAACUAUAAUGGUGUGUAAAACCUUACUAUGAUGUGACACUGCCAAGUUACGUGGCUCUAUGAAACUUGGACCGUACGUAAAAAGGAUUGCUACGGUAUAGUACACAAAGUAACUGCAAGAAUUACGCAAUAAGACGAUUAGAACUGACUCUUUUGAUUAUUAAAAAAAAAUUACACUAACGCCAGUACAAUUUAUGAUUGUGCCCUGGAUAAUACAAAUGGGGGAAACGGUUCUUAAUAGAGUGUAUGAUCACCACAGACAGCAAUGCGUGCUCUACAAUGUGCCCCAUUCUGGUCAUAAGGUCGAUAGGUGGUAAGGGGAUUCCUUUCCGUCACCAGCACAAAACUGCUGGAUGGUCAUCUGUAUAUGUGUACGUGCUGCUACAAUAUGUCUCCCCAAUGAAUCUCUCUAGUAAUCGAAGAGUUUUAAGUCGGCAGAAUGGGGAGAUUAGAGGGGAGGGGGAGAUGGACAGAGAUAGGAGUGGGAUGAUAUGGGCUGAAGGAAGGGCGGAGGAAGACAUGCCCUGAGGGUGGUUGCUUGCACAGGAGAUGGACAAGCAGAAAGGGGGGGGGGGGUAGGAGGUGG
Messenger RNA from Schistocerca nitens (vagrant locust), 9424 nucleotides. RefSeq names its product neprilysin-2-like. The coding region runs from base 281 to 2596 and encodes 771 amino acids. Lineage: Eukaryota; Metazoa; Arthropoda; Insecta; Orthoptera; Acrididae. Gene Ontology annotation, biological process: protein processing. The transcript has 15 exons. The record is from RefSeq and is a predicted model, not a curated record. Gene Ontology annotation, cellular component: plasma membrane. Gene Ontology annotation, molecular function: metalloendopeptidase activity.